This is a messenger RNA of Boleophthalmus pectinirostris (great blue-spotted mudskipper), 3313 nucleotides long. It is a transcript of the gene rab11fip4b, whose product is annotated as RAB11 family interacting protein 4 (class II) b. Lineage: Eukaryota; Metazoa; Chordata; Actinopteri; Gobiiformes; Gobiidae. The coding region runs from base 57 to 1949 and encodes 630 amino acids. Gene Ontology annotation, biological process: regulation of cytokinesis; endocytic recycling. Gene Ontology annotation, cellular component: recycling endosome membrane; cleavage furrow; endocytic vesicle. The record is from RefSeq and is a predicted model, not a curated record. The transcript is spliced from 15 exons.
GAACGCGGAGGAGAAGCACCUGAACACACCUAAACACCUAAACACGGCUCUAAAGGAUGGACAGUGACCCCAGACGCAGGUCCAAAAGUCAGCUGACACUUCUGAAGACAAUGAAACAAGUCUUUGACCUCCUGGAGCCGGACCAGGAGGGGUUUGUUGACAUUCAGCUCUUAGUGAAGUUAGCAUCACGGUUUGGACCGCACGAACAGGCAAGGAAGUUAGUCGAAUGUUUGGACCCCAACUCUCAAGGAAAGAUCAGUUUCUUAAAUUUCUGUUUUGGCGUGCUUGUCAUUAAGGGCUACCAAAGAUUACCCCAGAAGACAGAUGACAUCCCAAUCAACAACAAACCAUUUUGUGCUUCUCCCAAAUAUUGUCAGGGCAGUGAAGAGGAGGCGCGGGUGUGUCCGGUCAUCAUGUGCACUCGGGCUGACCCUGAACCUGUCCCUGAGUGCCAGCUGUUCCCCACAGAGGUGGAUGAGCCGGAGGAGAGAGAGUCAGACAGAGACAGUGCAGUGGAGAGCACCCAAGGCUCAGACACCUCAGAGGGACCGGCCAGAGCGGGAGACAAAGAGGACGCACUGGGAGAGCUGUUCUUUCACAGGGACAAGGGCGGUCAGACCAGUAUCUCGGUGACCUCUGACCUCUCCACACGUUCUUCUGCUUCUCUGAACGAGGAACAGUUUGAGGAUUACGGCGAAGGGGAGGAGCCAGACUACGCUCCCAGCAGUCCCUGUCCAGACGACGACACUCGCACCAACGGCUACUCAGACCUUGGCUCCUCUGUUUCCUCCAGUGCGGGUCAAACUCCUCGUAAGGUGCGUCAGCAUUACACUGGCGAGCUAAUGGAUGUGUACUGCUCCCAGUGCAGCAAAAAGGUCAACCUCCUCAAUGACCUGGAGGCACGGCUGAAAAACCUCAAGGCAAACAGUCCCAGCAGGAAAAUCUCCAGCACGGCUUUUGGAAGACAACUGCUCCAUAACAGCAACUUGAGCAGCAGCAAUGGAAGCACAGAAGAUCUUUUCAGAGACAGCAUUGACUCCUGUGACAUUGACAUUAAUGAAAAGGUCAGCUUCCUUGAGAAGAAAGUGUCAGAGCUGGAGAAUGAGAUCAUUAUUAAUGGCGACCUUAAGUCAAGGUUAAAACUGGAGAACACUCAACUAGUGCACAGAGUAAAUGAGCUGGAGGAGCAGCUGAAGGACCAGGAAGCAAAAGCAGAACACAACCUGGAGCUGCAGCUGAGACGACACCGAGAGGCCUACAGCAAAAUGGAAAAAGACAAGAACACGCAGAUAGAGCUACAAAGCAACAGGGUGAGGCAGUUAGAGGAGGAAAACGGUGAUAUGGCUUUAAAUCUGUCCCGGCUGAAAUCCCAGACUGAAAAACUGGAUGAGGAGAAGCAAAGAAUGACGGAUAAGUUGGAGGACACUAGCCUGCGGCUCAAAGAUGAAAUGGAUCUUUAUAAGAAAAUGAUGGACAAACUGCGACAGAACAGACAACAGUUUCAGAAAGAGAAGGAUGCCAUGCAGGAGCUGAUAGAGGACCUUCGACGAGAGCUGGAGCAUUUGCAGCUGUUUAAAAUGGAGGCGGAGCGGCCAGGUCGUGGGCGCAGCUCGUCCUCUAGUCUGUCAGACUUCAGCAGCAGGAGCAGAGAGGUGGAAUUGGAGCACGAGGUCAAGAGGCACAAACAGGAAAACCAGAAGCUAAAAGAGCAGAAUGAGGAUUUAAAUGGCCAGAUCCUCAGUCUCAGUCUUCAUGAAGCCAAGAACCUGUUUGCCACACAGACAAAGGCUCAGUCACUUGCUGCUGAGAUAGAUAAUGCCACGAGGGACCAGCUUAUGGAAGCUCUGAAAGAACAGGAGGAAAUCAACAUUCGACUGCGACAGUACAUGGACAAAAUAAUUCUUUCUAUCUUGGACCACAAUCCUUCCAUACUGGAGAUAAAGCAGUGACAAAGCUCUUCCCAAUCGGACAAUGGUGGUUGUUCCAGUCAAUCAACUUGAAACUGAUGGAAAACUUUACCAAAGCUUUGGAAGUGGACUGUAAUGGAUGAACACCUCCCCCUGCUGUUUAUGGGGUAAAAUGCACUUGAUCUGAAGAGGAUUUUUUUUAAGUAUGAACCAGCAAUUAAUUCCAGACUGCUGCUGCUGCAAUCUCCAGUCUCCAGUCAUUUGGUGAUUUUGUACAGUGAAAAAUAUGCUACUGAUUUUACAGAUUCUUGAUGGGAGAUGAAGAAGGUUGUUUGAGUCAUUACACUGCACUGUCCCACAGUAAAACUGGAACCACAAGAUAAUUUUCAUGUACUAUACUGGAUCUUCAGCAUAGACAUUGUGACAGGGCUUUUAAGCUUCUCUGUAAUAGGCAUGGAGGUAGUAUCUACUGUUCCGUAUAUGUACGGUUUGUUUUAACUAUUAUGUUGUAUUGUGAAGGCGUUGGAAAGGACAUAGGGGAAAAGGCAGUGUCUUAAAGUAGGCAGGUCUGAUGAGAAAGUGAGUGAAAACUGAAAGUAAAUGUCUUUGCUAAUUGAUAAAAUAUGUCUUCCAGAAAAAGAAAGGUCAAUCAGUUCAAUAAGGAUUUUGUAUGUGGGCUUUAGAUGGUAAAGAGACAUGUUUUAUGCAUCAGGUUGCAAUAAAGAGUGUCUCAAAUGUAGAUUAGAGUACAGUUAUGUGCCUGACAGACACGCUGAGAUGAGAUGCACUAAUGUUGCACUGUUAUGGACAACUUGAAUGUUCAUGGUGUAUUGAAGUAUGUAAUAAGUGAGACUGGAAGACACUUUAACAUGGUUACACUCAGUUUCAUCUCUCAUAACUUUUGGUACAUAUAUGGACUUCUUAUUAACUUGUUAUAAAAUCACUGUGGAGUGAAAAAAAAAAGGUGUCGCGUGUAGAAACAAGGAUCAAAAACGAACAAAUUAAAACAAUCUUUAACUGGUAUAGAUGCUAUAAAGGCUUCUUGUGGGUGAAUUUGUUUGACAGAAUAUAGCAUAUUAUGUUACAAAAAUAUGGUUUGAAUAUUUCAAUCUGUUGUAAAAAUAUACAAACUUAUGUUUUGCUUCCUUGCACAAAAACCUGCAUUUGCAUGUGUCACCUGUUUGUCUGUGCCUUUGGAUGUCAUUCACAUAAACAGCCACUGUUUACAUUUUUUGAAGAUGCAUUUAAAGUUGUCAUAUUGACUUGACUUGUAAAUGUUGUAAUUAUUCUUAAUGACGGUUUGUAAAUGUGCCACUCCACUCAUUUCUAUGAAAACUUUUAUAUGGUUUGCAUAAAACAUGUAAUUACUAAAUCUAAUAAAAUGACAGUCCACAUUAAUUAGUAAA